Molecule: messenger RNA, 894 nt
Organism: Aspergillus clavatus NRRL 1
Lineage: Eukaryota; Fungi; Ascomycota; Eurotiomycetes; Eurotiales; Aspergillaceae
Product: short chain dehydrogenase
Exons: 7
Coding region: 1-894 (297 amino acids)
Molecular function (GO): oxidoreductase activity
Source: RefSeq, a predicted model, not a curated record
AUGUCACACAUAGGCAAAGACAACACCUUCCAGCCUCCUGGGCAGCCCCAGAGCCAACCGAAGCCUGGCCUCGAGAAGAAAAUGGCGCCCCCUAGUGAGUCUACCAAGCUGGAAUCCCCCGGCGGGUUCACCGAGUACGUCGGCUCGGGGAAGCUCAAGAAUAAGUCGGUGUUGAUCACCGGUGGAGAUUCCGGAAUCGGUCGCGCAGUAGCAGCAAUGAUGGCCCGCGAAGGCGCCAACAUCACCAUCGUGUACCUGCCGCACGAGGAAGAUGACGCCCAGUACACCAAGAAGCUGGUUGAGGCGGAGAAGCGCGACUGCGUGCUGUUUGCGGGUGACUUGAAGGAUCGCGAGACGUGCCGCAAGGCCGUCGAGACGCAUGUGCAGAAAUACGGUCAUAUCAACGUCCUCGUCAACAACGCCUCGAAGCAGUACAUGUGCAAGGACCUCGCCGAGAUCGACCUGGAUAAGGUCGAGGAGACCUUCCAGACGAACAUCAUCCAGAUGAUUGCGAUGACCAAGUUUGCGCUGCCGCAUAUGUCCAAGGGUGAUGCGAUUAUCAACAAUACCUCUGUCACGACCUUCCGCGGGUCCAAGAGCAUGGUCGACUACGCUGCGACCAAGGGCGCCAUCGUGGGGUUCACGCGGUCGCUGGCGGCGCAGCUGAUUCCCAAGGGUAUCCGGGUGAACGCUGUUGCUCCCGGCGCGGUCUAUACUCCCAUCCAGGUUGAUACACGCGAGGCGGAGGAGAUGGAGGACUGGGGCUCGCAGAAGCCGCUGGGUCGACCGGGUCAGCCCAGUGAGGUAGCCACGAGUUUCGUCUUUUUGGCGAGCGCGGAUGCGUCGCUUUAUUAUCUUGCAUUGCUACCCGCUCGGGGACUAGAUAUGAUAUGA